UAUUGGUUUCAAUAUAAGUACCCAUCUACCCAAAUGUAAAGGUUCUUCACAUCUUAGACGAGAGGAUGUCACAUCAGAGUACAAACAUGCAGAAGGUUCGAGUGAGGAGAAGGCUGCUCUAAACAAUGCUAACAAACACAGCACUGUUGCGGGAAUGGUUUAUGGUCACACCGACAAUCAAUCACAGGACGUGACGUUUGAGUUGAAGCAGCAGGAUGACAUUGUGUUUGGACAGCCAUAUGAGGCGGAAGUUACCAUGGAAAAUAAAUCAGGGGAUACACGAACUGUGGCAGCAGAUAUUGUACUAGAUAAUAUGACCUCUGAUGGACACCCAGAAGACACCGUGAGAUAUGAAUCUGAAACUUUUGUCAUCCCAGGAGGAGAAAAGAGAUCCUUGAAGAUGGCCGUGCCAUUUGAGGAGUAUAAUAAAAAGACGCUCCAGUUAUGUAAUUUCAUGUUGCGUUGUUCAUGUGAGGUGAAGGAAACCCAUCAUGUAUUUGUAGACGAGGAUAGCUUCUGUAUGGACAAAGUGGAUUUGGAUGUAACGGGACCUGAGACAUGUAGAGUUGGUGAUGCGAUCACCAUAGAGGCAACCUUCAGGAAUCCACUACCCAUUGCCCUGACUAGCUGCACACUGGAUGUAGAGGGUGGCAAGAUACAGAAGCCACGGACUAUCACCCUAUCUGAGAGUGUGGAAGCGUCUGGAAAAUUUAAGACGUCCUUUAGUGUAACUCCCUCAAAGGCUGGAGAACGCACUGUCAACAUUGUCUUCAACUCCAGGGAAUUAGAGAACAUCAGUGGUUCUGUAGAGAUCCAGGUCAAGCCGUAAUAAGAUGAUGUCAUGGUCCCUCAAAAUAUGGCGAUAUCAGCCCACAUGAAUUCCUAUUAAGAUACUGUGAUACUGUUUUAUAUUUACCCAGACGUCUUUGUGAUAGACUUAGAGCAGGAAGGAAAGGUUGCUUCUCAAAGUGAACAUGUUACCAUGGUGAUUUCUGAUAAUACCAGUGAGCGGUAGAGAGGAGUUAUUAGACAGCUCUAACUGUAUAUGUACAUUUACUCACUGUGAUAGACUUUUAGUGAAAUGGUUGUCCAUCUUUUUUUCUUUGUACUUAAUUAUUUUUUACAUAAUUAUGUAUCUGAUAUGAUUUUUCCUUUAUGUACUCCGUCCAACAAUGUAUUGAAUGGGACAAGAUAGAUAACUCUUAUAGCGUUACUUCAUUCUGUCCGUGUACGUUAAGGCAGGGGAAACAACUCGUGUGAUACUGUUUUAAUCUAAUCAAGUUUCUAUUUCAUUUUCCCCCUAACGUCAGUAUGUUACCAAUGUCAGCAAUUUUGAAGUGAGACUUACGUGUUUUUUUUUUACUUUUGACAUGAAUUCAUAAUCAACAAUUUUUCAUUGCUAAUAAUUUUGACAAUUCAAUGAGUCCAGCGGAAAAGAUCAGUUUAAAAAUACGUUGUUUUAAGUUACUUUUAUAAGACAUUAAAAAUGCCUACAAGAAAAUCCAAGAAGUUGGCAUGAAUGCACGUCACAUAUCUAUGGUAAACUUGACUGUUUGAGUCACAUUCUCGCUGACUUAACUCAUUGCUACAUGUGAUUUCGUUUCUAAUACCUCACAUGUAAAUGUGAUAUUUAGUGCCAUAUAUGUUUUACAUUAAUAUCCUGUCUUUAUAUUGUUGUUGUAUUUUUAAACAAAUAUGUCCAAAUCAACCAGUUUGAUUUAAAAUCCAUAUGCUGAUUUGAUAUUAUACAGGGAAAGCCGACUAAUAUACUCACUUAUGUAAUUUGUAAUACUCAGUUGUUGUCUUAGUUUAGGAGUAGGUGGUCUAAAAGACUGUCACAGGUAUACAACAGUACGCAAUACAACAGGCUGUGAUACCGUGUUAUAUCAAUUUUUGAAAUAAAAUCUUACUCAUUUCUAAUCAAAA
This is a messenger RNA of Pecten maximus, 1926 nucleotides long. RefSeq names its product annulin-like. Gene Ontology annotation, molecular function: protein-glutamine gamma-glutamyltransferase activity. Gene Ontology annotation, biological process: peptide cross-linking. The record is from RefSeq and is a predicted model, not a curated record. Lineage: Eukaryota; Metazoa; Mollusca; Bivalvia; Pectinida; Pectinidae.